Messenger RNA from Tricharina praecox, 1431 nucleotides. RefSeq lists its product as uncharacterized. Lineage: Eukaryota; Fungi; Ascomycota; Pezizomycetes; Pezizales; Pyronemataceae. The coding region runs from base 104 to 1366 and encodes 420 amino acids. Gene Ontology annotation, molecular function: protein binding. Gene Ontology annotation, cellular component: cytoplasm. The transcript has 5 exons. The record is from RefSeq and is a predicted model, not a curated record.
CACACACACACACGGCUUGAUUCAACUUCGGUGUUAAGCUCCUCACAACCUCCAUUCAAUUCGAUCGGCUGCUCACUGAGCAACCGCAACCGCAACCAUAGCCAUGAUGAACAAGAAGCUAGGACGGUUCAAGCAAUGGGCCGGCGAGCGCAUGGGCGGCGAGGCGAAGACGUCCACGUCCGACGAGUUCAAGUCGUUGGAGAUGGAGAUGAACCUGCGGCAGGAUGGGAUGGACCGUCUCCACAGCACCAUGAGCGUCUACAUCAAGUCCAUGUCGAAGCGGAAGGAGAGCGACGAUAAAGAGAAGAUGUUGCCGGUCGACGUGCUCGCCCAGGCUAUGAUUGCUCAUGGAGAGGAGUUUGAGCAGGAUAGUUUGUUUGGCACUUGCCUUACCAUGAUGGGCCAGGCGAAUGAGAAGGUGGCCAGAGUACAGGAUUCCUACGUUCAGGCCGCGGGCGAGAGCUGGAUGGAGUCGCUGGAGAGAUCGUUGGCGCAGAUGAAGGAGUACCAGGCGGCCAGGAGGAAGCUCGAGUCCCGGCGACUGGCCUACGAUGCAACGCUAUCCAAGAUGCAGAAGCAGAAGAAGGAGGACUUCCGCAUGGAGGAAGAGCUGCGGGCCCAGCGCAUCAAGUACGAGGAGUCCAGCGACGACGUCUACCGCCGAAUGGGAGAGAUCCAAGAUUCGGAGGCAGAGUCGAUGGCGGAUCUCGGUGCGUUCUUGGACGCCGAGCUCGAGUACCAUGACCGCUGCAGAGAUAUCCUGGCGAAUCUGAGACGGCAGUGGCCGGCUGGUCAACCGAAAUCCAAGAACCGCUCCCGCUCGCUGACUGCCCACUCCUUCGGUAACGGCUCAAGGGAAGAGUCCCCCCCUCCGCCCAUGCCGGAGCCCGAGCAGCGCCCUGCAAUCGGGUCCCGCGUCAAGACGAGCGAUCGCGGCUCAUCGAACGGCGCUUUCCGCCUGCCCACCCCGGAGCGGGAGGACAAGGACAGAAAGCCGUCGUUCCACCGCACUCUAACGGCACCCACCUCUUCCUUCGAAGGCCCCACCACCUCCAACCGUCUGGCCCGCACGCGGUCCUCGGAACAGGCCGUUCUCCCUCCGCCGCUCCCCCGGAAUCGUCCCUCGGUCCAUGACGACGAGAACACCAGCCGAGACCGCUACGACCGCUACGACCGCUCCGAGUCUCCGGUAGCCUCCAUAGCCUCCAUAGGCUCCGGCUCGCGCGUCAUCUCCAGAUCCUCCAGCAACAACACCCUCUCGAACUCCUACAGCAACUCUGCUUCUGCGCGGAAACAGCCGCCGCCUCCGCCUCCUGCUGCCAGGAAGAAGCCGCCGCCACCGCCGCCGAAGAAGAUUAUGUCGUAAUGGUCGUAAUGGCACGGCAAUUGUAGGUGUAGGUGUAUGAAUCUGUAGGAUGAAUGAUGAAUUGG